AUGGGGUGGAACAUCUUCCAGAGCGACGAGGAGAAGCUCCACGAGGACGAGGUGGAGAAGUACGUGCAGGAGGCGAAGCACGCGAAGCACGCCGAGUUCGGCCCGUCGGCCCCCGACAACGGCUGCUGCGUCCUGCUGGGCCGCUGCUGCGUCCACCACUGCGUCGCGUGCCGGCGCGGGUGCGUCGAUUUCUGCGCGCCCAUCGGCGCCUGGUGGGCCGGCGUGCUGCGCUACUGGUGCCCGGACCUCGGGGACCAGUGCUGCGAGCUCGACCCGAACGCGUUCCUGGGCGGGCCGCUCGACCCGCGGUCCCUCAGGGAGCGGCGGCGGGGGCUCUGCUGGGCCGCGCUGAUCCUCCUGGCGGCGCUCGCCGUGGCGCUGCCCCUCGCGGGCUACGGCGGCCACCUCGUGGGCGCGUCCAAGGACGUGGACCGCGUCUUCGAGAAGCUCGGGCGCGUCUGCAAGGUCGAGGCCGUCGUGGAGACGUCGCGGAUGAAGCGCCUCCUGAAGCCCAGCGUCAAGGUCUACGAGUACGCCAUCUCCGUGACGACGGACGACGACGGCGCGACCUACACGAGCGGCCCCGUCGCGAAGGAGCUGGACGUGGACACGCUCCGCAACUGCUGGCGCCCGAAGCGGAACCGGGACCGGGGCGACCUGCCCGACGCCUACAGCGACGAGCAGUGCGGCGACGUCGACUGCGUGGCGCUGCGGGACCCGGGCCGCCGGGCCAACGCGCUCUACUCGCGCGGCUGCUCGCUGCUCAUCGUCGCGGCGUGCCUGCUCCUCGCGGCGGGCGCGGGCACCUACCUCUACCUCUGGUACGCGGCCCACCGGAGCCGCGUGGCCUGCCGCACGGACUUCGACACGCUCUUCAAGGCCGGCGCCGACGAGGAGGCCCCGGCGCCGAAGACGAAGGCCGCGUCCGCGUACCUCGAGGGCGCGCUCGGCGCGGCCGAGUCGAAGCGGCCCGACGUCGCGACGGAGCAGCCGGGCGCCUUCACGGACGACCUCGACGACGCCGAGGCGCCGCCGUCGCCGGGGCGCUUCAACGGCGAGCGCGCCGCGGGCGCGAACACCAUGGAGGUCGUCGUGCCCGAGGACGCGGAGCCGGGGUCCACGGUCGAGUACCCGACGCCCGACGGCGGCACGACGCUCGUCGACAUCCCCGACGGCGCGACGCCGGGCACCGUGCUCAAGGUCGCCUACUAG
This is a messenger RNA of Aureococcus anophagefferens, 1212 nucleotides long. RefSeq lists its product as hypothetical. The transcript has a single exon. Bases 1 to 1212 code for a protein of 403 amino acids. Lineage: Eukaryota; Pelagophyceae; Pelagomonadales; Pelagomonadaceae. The record is from RefSeq and is a predicted model, not a curated record.